CAGAACUGCUAAAGCUCUAGAGACAGAAGCUUAGGCGAAGGCGGUGGUGGGAUAACAGCUGUAGCAGAAGCGCCAGAGGGCAAGCAGCAGAGGAACCCCAACGGCAAUUGUCCUAGCCUCUUGGGAGAGAAGAGAGCUGCGUUUUAGAAGAGUUGGAGGAAGAAGAGUUAAAACAUCAUUCAGAGAAACAUAGAGUCAUACUCUCUGCCAGACAGCCUGGGAGUUGAGAGCACAGAGAGAAAGUACGAAAGAGGUUAAUUAACCAGUAUUCAGGAACAGGAGCCCAUCUACCACCUCAGCCCUCCAAAUACCAGCGGUUCCUCAGCACUUUAUCCCAGCGUUUCUCUCCUUUGCUGCUGUGUUCGCACAUUUAAUAGCUCUUUGGAUCAGAAAGCUGCGACUGAGCCCAGGUGUGACAGAGGGCAGAACCUGGCAUUCACUGGGCAUUUCGCAACGGAGGGAGAACGGCUCUUUACCAUGGCUGAUGACGAAAGUGCCAAAAGCACCCACAUCUGUACUGGUAGCGGUAGCGACUGGUGCGGUUGCAGCUGCAACAGCAACAGCUUCGGCGGGAAUAACUGCUGUGUUAGCUGCUGUGAGAACCCCACCAUGCACUGUAACGUCCUGAGCUGGGAGCAAGUGCAGCGGCUCGACGAUAUCUUGAGCGAGAUGAUUCCCAUCCACGGCCGGGGCAACUUUCCCACCCUGGAGAUGCAGCCCCGUCAAAUCGUAAAGGUGGUGAGGAGCCGCCUGGAGGAGAAGCGCAUUGGGGUCCGGGACGUGCGACUCAAUGGCUCCGCCGCCAGCCACGUCCUGCACCAGGACAGCGGCCUGGGCUAUAAGGACCUGGACCUCAUCUUCUGUGCGGAUCUCCAGGGGGAAGAGGAGUUUCAGACUGUCAAGGACGUGGUCUUGGACUGCCUUUUGGAUUUCUUACCUGAAGGAGUGAAUAAAGAGAAGAUCACGCCGUUGACUCUUAAGGAAGCUUAUGUGCAGAAAAUGGUAAAAGUAUGCAAUGACUCAGACCGCUGGAGUCUCAUCUCCCUGUCAAACAACAGCGGCAAAAAUGUGGAAUUGAAAUUUGUGGAUUCCCUGCGACGUCAGUUUGAAUUUAGUGUAGACUCUUUUCAAAUCAAGUUAGACUCUCUCCUGCUUUUUUAUGAAUGCUCAGAAAACCCUAUGACUGAAACUUUUCACCCCACUAUAAUUGGGGAGAGUGUCUAUGGAGAUUUCCAAGAAGCCUUUGAUCACCUUUGCAACAAGGUCAUUGCCACCAGAAAUCCAGAAGAAAUCAGAGGAGGAGGGCUUCUUAAAUACUGCAACCUUUUGGUUAGGGGUUUUAGGGCUGCUUCAGAGGCUGAAAUUAAGUCCCUCCAGAGGUAUAUGUGUUCCAGAUUUUUCAUCGACUUCUCAGACAUUGGUGAACAGCAGAGAAAGUUGGAAUCCUACUUGCAGAACCACUUUGUGGGAUUGGAAGACCGCAAGUAUGACUAUCUCAUGACCCUUCACGGUGUGGUGAAUGAAAGUACGGUGUGUUUGAUGGGACACGAAAGAAGACAGACUUUAAAUCUCAUUACCAUGCUGGCUAUCCGUGUGCUGGCUGAGCAAAAUAUUAUCCCCAAUGUGGCCAAUGUCACCUGUUACUACCAGCCAGCCCCAUACGUAGCAGAUGCCAACUUUAGCAAUUACUAUAUUGCCCAGGUUCAGCCAGUGUUCACAUGCCAGCAGCAUACAUACUCUACUUGGUUGCCCUGCAAUUAAGGACCAUUUCUAAAAUGUCCAGUGGGGUUUUUUUUUUCUUUAGAAGUUAAAAAAAAAAAAGAGUGACCCUGUCUACAGAAUGGGGUGUGUUUUGUGCAAUUAUGGUCUGCUCCAGUGUUCAAGCUUGACAAAGCUUGCCAGUCUUUUAAUAGGUAUGGGAGCAUGAUCUAGAAAUGAACCAAAAAAAAGAAAAAAAAAGAAAAAAAUUGGAUUCUACCCCUGGAGCACUAGAGGCCUGUCAUUAAAAGCAACUAGCUUCUCCUGAAAUAACAAGGGAUGGAGUGCUUGAUGACAAUAUGGGUUUGCAAUACCUGCUCCCAUAGCUCUGGCUUAGACAAAGUUGGAAAGCUUUUUUAUAGAAUGGAAUUUGAAAAUGGGAGAAUGUGAAGAAAAAUAAUCUCACCCAAUUUACUACUACAUAUUUUGGAGUAUAGUUAAAAAUGUAGAGGCAUAAUGCAGAGGAAAAACUGAUCUCAAAUAUAUUGGAAUGGCUCUCUUUGGGGCUUGCAAACAGAUGCUCUCUGUGGAAUGAUCCCAUAGAAGGCAUUGCUUGCUUAACUAGAAUGCUCUUAAGUGAACAGCUUGCUCCAAAAGAACAGUAGUAGAUUGGUGUAGUUAUCAUGAAAAACAGCAGACCUAAUGAUGACAUAAUCCAUUAUUUCCAGCUGAGUGCAUAGUUCAUGUUUUAAAAAUGUGAAAAUGCAAACAAAAACAGCUGUAGCAAAGAAAGUAUGCUCAAGGACCAAAGAUUUCACAGACAAAAUACCCAAAUAGAGAGGGGGUAGUAUAUUACUGAAAAAAUACAUAUUAUAUUUGUACACACCAGUAUAAAUCAAAGUGCCUGUUGCCUUCAGAAAAUUUGAAGUAAAACGACAACACAAUUUUGUGGUUUAACCAUGUAUUUUGUUUUAUCAGGGACACAAGAAGAAAACAUAACCCAACAUAAGCUUGUGAAUAAAUGGUGGAGGAAAUGCCCUAUUUUUCUUGGCAAAUACUUGUAUAAAGUUAAUGUUAUUGUCAGUGUGAUGUUAUAGUUGCCGUGUGUAUGUGUGUAUAUUGUGUGUGUGUUUAUAUAUGUGUAUGUGAUAUAUGUAUGUAUGUAUAUAUAUACACACAAUAUAUUGAAUAUGGUCUAGGACAAUGUAGCAAUUAGGGAUUGUUUAAAUAAAGUACUGUGUGUUUUCCAGUUUCCAGCAGGAUAUCAUGAGACGUGGGCACAUUGCAGUGAUGAGUUUAUAACAUAUUUAAAUUUCUGAAGUAAGUAAUCUGGAUGACGAAGGUAAAUAACACAAGAGCAAGAACAGAGACAACAUGAUUUAGUGAGUUAUCUCUGAGCCCUAGUCUCCCACAAAUGGAGGAAUAUUUUGAUUAAUGGUUCCCUCUUCAUGUUGUAUACCAUACUGUCAUUUUGACAGUUUUGGACCUACAAUUUAUUGACUGCAUACUUCUGCAAUGUAUACAUCAGCAAAACAUGGAUCAAAGAUAGCAUAUUUAAUCCCUGACUGCUAAAAGAAGAUUGUCUUAGUUGGUGAUUGGAACAUUACUUGUUAAUAGUUAAAUUAAUAUUUUUACAGAAUGCACUCUGCAUUCCAGGACCACUAGAAUUUAGUAAAUGUGAAAUGACCCUUUUAAGAGUGUUGCACAAUGGCUUAAAUUUAUAUAUGAAAUAUAUAGAUAUAUAUAAUAUAAAAUUUAUAAAUUCAUGCAAACAUGAAACAUCUCUAAUCUGGGUGUCACACUGCAUUUAAAUGUUCCGUACUGUACUUUAAAUUAAAUCACUUUGCAUUCAAACAAUUCACUUUCAUUUCCUCUUUCCCAAGAGACCAAUUAGUUCUACAUUUAUGAAAAGAUCAUGUAUUAUGAUUUCAGCUUAAAUGACACUUCCUCCCCCCAACUCCUCCUUGAAUUCUGCCAAAUUCUGGUCUCUUCAAUGAAAUAAUUAAAAACAAAAAUAUACAAUACAUAAAACUGUCUUAAAAAAUGACCAGCAAAAAACAACAAACUCAAACCCUAGAGAAAGACUAUUUACCAUGGCAUUUCAUCCUAAGAGCUGACUAGAUCAGCAGUUUUAGCAUAAAGGAAAAAGGGUUCAAGAAAGAGCCCACCAUCCUGUUGGCAGUAUAUUUUAAUGGUUUUGAUUUGGUUUUUUGGAUUUAUUAAGACAUAUAUGAUUGGGUAGGACCAUUUUUAUUGCCUUUUGUACUCCUUUCUUUGAAGUUGUAACAGAAACCUGGUUUGUUUACUAUAGCGCCUUUAUAAAGCUAUUGCACUGCCAUUCACUGUGUUUACUAGGGAGCCUCUUACUUGCCCCAUCUUGGUUCCUAUCUUUUCCUCCUCACCCUCCCCUUCCCUUUCUGCCCAUGAAAAUGUCUUCAAAUUGAUAGUGAAGAGGCAAAGUUCAUUUCCUAGGACCUAUUCAACCUUCCUCUUCCAGAUCAAGCCCAAGAGAUACUUGUCAGAAACUUGCUCACGUUAACCUUUGGGAGGAUUUUCUAAAAGAAAAUCCUGGGAGGCCAGGGGAAAUGGGAGCAGCUGGUGAUUUGGGACAUCCCUUCUUACUUAGCACAACUAUUUGCAGAUGAGUCAUUCACUAUUUUAAAAGAGUUGGGGAGGGGAUAGGUUUCCAUCUGUGUGGCAAACCACAAAGAUUCUGUUAAAUUAUGACAUUCAGUUUGUCUGAAGGAGCCUGAUCUUGAUAUUUUUUUUCUCAUUUAUUUCCUUUUCACAUUUGUGUCCUUUUCCUGCUUGACAAAGUAUUGGUGGCAUAGUUUUAAAUGAUAGCGUUUUGACUUAGGAUUCUUUUGCCUGUGCUUCAGGCAACCUUCAGUCUUUGCAUUUUGAAUGAUAUAAUUUAUUUCUAUUAUGUAUAUAUUAUAGUCCUCUAUGCAUAUGUAUUUGAACAAAUGGUGGAAUGUAUGUAUGUUUUUCCCCCUAUAUAUAGAGUGCUGCAAAUGAUUUUGAAUAUCUGACUUUAGAAAGAGAAUACCCCAGGUGUACCAGGACAUAACAGAAUUGAUAUUCAAUUUAGAACUCCAAGGGACCUCAGAAACUAUCUAGUUCAACUCUUCAGUUCACAGCUGAGGAAACUUGAGGACCAGGAAGAAUGAACGACUUGCUCAGUGUUACACAGGUAGUAAACAUCAGACACAGGAUUUGAAGCAAGGUUCUCUGGCUUCAGAGCUCUCACUCUUUCCAUUGAACCAGUUGCUGGAUCAUGCUUAUGAAUUGCUCUCCUUUACCUCUUAAGAGUUAAGACUGCUGAGGAGGCAAUUUUCUGGAGGUUCUCCUCAUCGGAUUGGAUAACCAGAAAAAAAAUAUAUGAAAGAGACUAUUUCCUGUUGAAAGUUUAUUUUGUUGGUAAUAAACUCAGAUGCCUCGAGGAUUUUAUGCUGAGGAUACAUAGAUAUUUGUACAUGGAAAGAUUAUUUUUCUCAUAAAACUGAGAUUUAGCACCUAAAAGCUUCAGUUAGAUGAACUAUUUUAAUGUGGCCUUUAAAUGUAAUAGUUGAACAAUGUUGUCAUUUUCAAAUAAGCAUGACACAUUUAGAGAACAUCAUACAAUUUCUACCAGUCCUUUUUUGUUAGCUUAUAUUGUUUGUUGCUUUACAGUGCAUCAAGUCUAAAUGCGUAGCUUGUUAAUGACUAUUGUGGAAUAUUUUGUAAAUGAAAUGUAUUCUGUUAAGAGCUCUCAGCAGCUCACAAAUAAGCUUUUUUUUUUUUGAAGAUGAAGUGUGUGAGAUGAAACCAAAAGGCAAAAAAAAGUGUAAUUCCAUAUCCAGCACCUAUUCAAUAUACUCUUUUGAUAAGGUUUCCUUUGAGUAGAGCCCUUUAAGAGUGAAGGAAGGAAAUCUCUGUAACAUUUUGCUGUUGUAAUAAUUAAUGGCUUGCUAAUAAAGUGACAGUGAAAGAGACAACUUCAAGAUAGUUUGUUUAGGCUGCUGCAGAAUCUUGCAGUACAGAGGAGAUUGUGCCAAUGGAUUAUCCUUCCAACCCCUACCCUACCAUGGCCUUCUCGGGGCAUCCUGUUGCAGCAAACUGAUCCACGGAUUGCUUGUUUGGAAUAUUUUGACAAUAGGCUCUGUCACAGGGAGAAAGAGAGUUGAUGGAAAACAGAUUCAAGAACUGACAUGUUUGCAUCAGUGCUAGAGGGAACAGAUUGUGAAUUUUGUUUACAGCAUCCAAUAUUUGGAUUUUUUUUUUUUGUAAAUAAAAAGAAGUUAUUUUUUUCUAUUGA
Messenger RNA from Monodelphis domestica (gray short-tailed opossum), 5995 nucleotides. It is a transcript of the gene TENT5A, whose product is annotated as terminal nucleotidyltransferase 5A. Gene Ontology annotation, biological process: mRNA stabilization. The record is from RefSeq and is a predicted model, not a curated record. Gene Ontology annotation, molecular function: RNA binding; poly(A) RNA polymerase activity. NCBI's taxonomy places the organism in Eukaryota, Metazoa, Chordata, Mammalia, Didelphimorphia, Didelphidae.